AGUAAAAAUGUCAUUUUCGAAAAAAAAAAAAAAAAAUUGAUGGCAUUUUCGUAAAUUAUAUGAACUUGUGGGGUGAAUAGGGCAAAACCAAUUUUCAAAAAAAAGGAAGGUUAGUUUUGUGUUUGACUUUAAGUUGUAGGUCAAUUUUGCAAAAAUCCCUAAAAUAUAACCCCUAGUGUCAUGUAGCUAUAAAAUUUCGAGCUAAAACCAUUCAAUCUGUAGGUAAAGAAACACAUAUAAGAAAUGACAUUAAAGGUUUUAUAAUGUUGUAAGACUGCUGUUAAUGAAUAUAUGCACUAAAGAGAUCAAUCAUUUUUUUAAAAAAUUCGGCUACCAAUCUUUAUUUUAUGAUGAAUUAUGAGAAGAAAUAGAAAAAUACCUGAUUUAUAAGCAGAACCAUUAAAAACUUAAGUUUGAUACAUUUUUGGCUAUUGAAAUACAGUGAAAUCUCUAUAAAUUAAUAAUGAUGGGACUACACCAAAACUAUAAUUUUUAUUAAUUUAUAGAAAUAUUAAUUUAUCGAUAUACUAAUUGAACCAAAAAUUCAAUUUGGGACUAUAAAAUUAUAUUAUUUUAUAGAGAUUUUUAGUGUAUAUUAAUUUAUAGAGUAUUAAUUUAAAGAGGUUAUACAGUAUAUUACUGGUACUAAUAUCAUCAUUUAUUAAUUAAUAGUUUUUAAUGUAAUUUAUAUAGUUUAUUUUGUUUUGAAUAUAUUAUUUGUGUGUAAAUAUCAAUGUUCAAGAAAUUUGUAGAUGGUGGUUUGGCAAUUUUGUUUUAAAAAAAAUAUUGUUUAAGAAUGUGUUCACUGGUAUUAAUUUUUUGAACAUCUUGACAAAUUAAAAACUAUAUAUUAUUUUAAAAAUCUUUUUCGUUUAGACUAGAUUUACCAUCUAGGUGAACCCCAAUGCAUACAUAAACUAUUUUUAGAACACUGACAAACAUAGAUAUGAUCUAAUGGCGACUCAUUUGUAUUCAUUCUUUUAUUUAAUAAUAUAUUUCCUUUAAAAAAUGCUAUUGGAUGCUUUUACAUCAAUAUGUAGCAGACGAAAAGAGAUUAUGUCAAUGAUUGGUUGGAUUGUAUUUGUAAAAAUUUAGCUGUAAAAUUUGUGUUAUGAGUGAAUUAACUGUAAUUGUAAAUUUAUUUAUGGAGAUUUUUAUUGUAGUUAUUUCAGUUCUAUGUGUAUGUUAUUGGCGGUAGAUAUUUUAAAAUAAAGCAUGAUUAAGUUAACUAUAAGAUAUUUUAAAAUAAUAAUUUAUAUUUAAAAUAAAACAUUUAGGUUAUUUAAAAUUUAUUAAAAAUUCAAUUUUCUGAAUGGACUUAAAAAAAUUCAAAAGUUAAAUAUAAUAAUAUAUAUAUUUUUAGUUUAUUUAAUACUAUAGAUCAUUUUUAUUUUACAGUUUUUACAGCCUAGGAAAUAGAGAUAUAAGAGUUUUGCCUAAUACAAAUAAAAAGGUUGUGAGAUUAUUUUUUUGCUUUAUCUUAUUUUUUUGCUUUAUCUUUAAAAAAAACUAUAAAAUAGAAACUUUUUAAUGUAUGCUUUAACUUUUAAAAGUAAAGAUACAUCAAAUGGUUAAGUUUGAUGAUUUCAAAAUUAACAAAGCUAAAGGAUCAAGUUAAGAUCCAACCAAUCAUCCACUAUGUCUCUAAGCUAGGCUGCCAUUUUUUUAUUAACAAUGUUUAUUUAGAUUUUUUUAACUAUUUAAUAUAUUUAUUUUGAACUAAUUUAUACAUGUAUUUUUAAGUACAUGGUUGAAUUAAUAAAUAAUGUUAAUUUAGCUACAUUACUCAAGGAAGCACAACAAAUAUAAUUUUAAUAUUUGAUGCGAUGAAUAGUACGAUACCAACUUUAGUGUAAUAUUAUUCAUAAAACAUCAAAUUAGUGAAAUGGUAUUAUUUUUGAAGUUCUAUUUAAAAAUUAGAUUACACCAGAUUUGUUGUUUUGAAAGCUAAUUGGAGCUGGCCUAAGUAUACCAUGACCCAAUUUACUCUCCGGGAGGAUUUAUAUAACAUUUAAUAGGAAGAUUAUCAUUAACUUCAAAUUAUUUAAGCUAGUUUAUAAAAAUCAAAAUCUUAUGAUAAUUAUUUUUACAAUUACUAUAUUUUAGUUGAUAAUAUAUAUUCUACUAAUAGAGAAUCCUAUUUUAUCUAUUCAAAGAAAGUUGUCAUUUAAGUUUUAUAUGGUCGUCAAGCAAAAAAGAGUGUUUGGAACAUUAUAUAUUUGUAACAUAAUUUUAUGACACUUUCAAACGAUAUAGUUUCAAUAUUUCUAAACAAUAAAAUUAUAAUGAUAUUAUCAAAAUUUAUAAAUUAAACCUAUAGUAUAUCCCACCAAUAUACUUUUAUUAAAGAUACUCCAUUUUAUUAUUAUUGCAUGAUAACUUGACCUAAGAAAUACACUAUUAAUAUGACUUUUCUAUAAUAUUAUUAUUUUCUGUCAUACAUACAAACUCAAUUAAAACUUUUUAAAUCAUUAUGGCAAUUAUGUAUGCAUGUGAAAGACGAAAGACGAUUGUUCGCGAGCACUAUGUGUCAAACUGUUCGUCUUUGAAUUCUUUGCUCUAGGAACAUAUAUGAUCUCUGAGUAAGAAAAAUUGUCAUUCAGCUUCUAGAUCUUUUAAAUAAAUUGCAAAAUAUAUAAUACUAAAUAUUAACUGACAUAGAUAAUUAACCAAACAUCUUAGUUAAUAGAUCAACGAACCACAAUAAUUUUACUUUAAUUCAUUUUCAAAGGCAACAAAAAAAGAAAGAAACAUAAUCCACAUCGUAUCCUAGUGACCCAUUACGAUUGAUGUACCCGGCUCUAGUCUUACAUGAUAUUUUGAUUGCACCUCAAUAUAUGAUCGUUUUAACUAUAUUAAUUAGCGUAGUAACUGCAACAACUAAUUUUCAUAACUGAGUUUAAAAUCAUAUAUAGGCUAUUAAUCUUUUUAAACUAUCAGUAUCUUGUUUUUCAAAAGACUUAUUGGUUCUUUUCUCAACUGUUUGCGUGAAAUUCAAGUCGAAUUCUCGUACUCAAAUGAAUAUCUUGAAGUGGCAAUUAAGCUCCACUUGCUCUAAAAGAUCCAAACUCAAUUUCACGCUCUCUAAACGUAGCCAUAUGUGUGAUACUUUUUAUAUAUAGAGACAACAAAAACAGGAUAAAUAAAGUAUGUCUUUUACUCUUUUAACUCAUAGAAGAGGAGAAGAAAUGUCAAGCACAUCGUUAGCUUCUUUGACGGGAAAGGGUCAAACUCGUUUCAACGACUACAAUAGUUUCACAUUCUAUUUCUUGUUCUUCAUUCUUCUUAUAACUUACAUUCAAACAAGUCCAGUAUUUUACUUAUAAUUUGUAUAUUGAAUUAUUAGUUAUCAAGUUAGUAUACACAAAUUAUAACAUUAAACUGUUGCACCAAGUUAGUACCAAUUUGUCCUUUGAUGUAGACUUUAGAUUGUCCUGUACUCUAUAAAAUAUAAAACAUAUAUAUACAUGACGCUUAAUAUUUUGAAAUAUAUACUCUUUCGUAAUUGUUUUUUUAAUCUAGCUAGUAGGCCAUUCUCUAAUAAAAAUUGAAUGUCUCGAUACAAUGGACACAUGAGACAAUGGUCACACACAAAAAUAUGAUUGUGUCUUAUAUUUCUUUGACUGAUUACAAAUUUUAUAAUUGUCAAACAAUCUAAGUAAUAUAUACAUAAUCUAAUAAUUUAAAUGAUUAACUGAAAAUUAUUUUUUACAAAGAAAUAAGAAGCUUUUUGUCAAGAACGAAGAAGUUUAUCGACCUCUCUAACUAUUUCAAAUUUAUAUGGAAAAAUCUUAUUGAUAGUAUUGGCUAUUAUAAAAUGAUUUACGCUUUAUGAUGAUGAUAUAUUCGCUAGUGGUUAUUAUAUAUUUAAUGAUAUAUUUCCUGUCAAAAAUAAUAUAUAGUAGCUAGAAAGAAACUAUAUGCCCAUGCUAUAAGACAUUAUAUAAAUAAUAAAAUGGGUUAGUCAGAAGAACUAUUUAUCUUGACGCGGACAACGUCUAGUAAACAUUCCUCUUAUGCUGUUCAAAAUCCACCACUUCUCUUCUUGUCUUCUUCACCGAUUCAAGCCCAUUAUAUCACGACAAUUAUACUUCAAACACUAUAUAUACACGAAUACACAUACAUACAUAGUAACACAUACAAACACACGCCACAAAGCCUCUAUUGAUCAUCCAUCAAUCCUAUCUAAUCUCAUCACCAAAAACAAAAAUCAUGAUCUCUAGGGUUUUUGACUUCGUGAAGCAAUCCAAAUCCAUUCAACUAAACAACAAACUAUUCGUCGAUCUUCUUUCUUCUUCUUCAUCAUCAACCAAACCCAAAGCUUUGCAUGAUGUGUUCAUCAACCACAGAGGAACCGACACAAAGAGAAACAUUGCGACUUUGCUUUACGACAAUCUCAAUGCCCGUAACAUACGUCCAUUCUUGGAUAGCAAGAACAUGAAACCUGGAGACAAGCUUUUUGAUCAUAUCAACCGUGCGAUUCUCACUUCUAAAGUCGCCGUUACCGUCUUCUCUCCCAACUAUUGCGAUUCUUACUUCUGUUUGCACGAGCUUGCUCUUAUUAUGGAGUCCAAGAAAAGGGUGAUACCGAUAUUUUUCGACAUCAAACCUUCACAACUCGAUGUUAUGAUCGAAAGGGUGACAUGUUCUGAUGAUGAAAUCCAACGGUUUAGAUGGGCUCUUCAAGAAGCUAAAGAUAUCGUCGGGCUUACGUUCGAUUCCUGUAAAGGGAACUUAUCAGAGGUUGUUACAGUUGCGUCGGAUGUUAUCGUUGAGAGGUUGGUGGAGUUAGAUUCUGAAGACGAAGCUGUUUAGGCGUUGGAAGAACUUUAAUUAACUCCAAAUCAGAAGCUUCUCUCACAUAUAUAUUUUAUAUGAUUAAUUAAUUAAUUUAAUUCAUUUCAUUCAUGCAUAUAUAGUUAACAGAAGAGAUAACAACUUUUUGUAAUGAGGAUUUCUAAUCUGCAUUAUUUCUUUGUAUUAUUUUUGUGUGUGUGGCAAGUUAUUGCUUUGUAAGCUCAAGAAAUAAAUAAAUAAAUAACAUUCUCUCUUUCUAGCUAAUACCGAAACUCUUUGUUUGUUUUGAAAAUCAUUAUACUUUUAUAAAAUAUUAUAGAACCCCUUUUUUAAUCCAGUGGUUUGAGAAAGAUUCAUUAAAGCUAAUACAGCAGGAAGGAAGUCUAGGUUUCUCUUCCAAGAAAAGACAAAUUAUGCAAAUUAUCCAUAGUAGGUCGACUAGAAUCAUAUUCUUGGUUCAACCAUACAGUCUCGGUCGAAGUUCGAACCCUCUCCCUCUCUAUGUGGAGAAAACUCAGUGAUGAGAGUCAUGAGACUGUAAAAGAAGUUUGUUGCUGUGGAGGUUGGCAAACCUACUUUUGCGUCGAUGUUAGUUAACUGGAAUAUUUUUAGUGGGCCGAAGAUGGUUUUGGGCUGAACAACACAUCAAAUUCCCACUGUUUUUAAUCUUAUAAACCGGAUCAACCCUUUCUGUGUCUAAACCGGACUCAAGAAAGUUGAAACAAAGCGGAUCAGCCCCUUCUGCGUCUAAAGUAGACUCGAAUCUUAUCGAUCCAAAUCAAACUGAAUAGUUCCAAAAUAGAUAUUUUAUUAAGUGCAUACCUUUAAAUAUAGCUAAAUUAAAGAAGCUGAUAAAAAUUAGCGUAAGAAAGUGAUUGCCAGAAUAUCCCACUCACCUUUUUCUUUAUUUUAGUUUCCAGGAAUAGUCUUCAAUUAUUAUAUGAAGUAAUAAUCUCUAACUUUGUUUAUUUAAAAAAAAAACUAAAAAUCUUUAGCAUAUGAAUAUAUGAUGUGUUACCUGUGUAUGAUAAACUCAUAAAAGUCGUCAUCGAAUCAAGUGGGCCCUUUAUAUUAUAUCAUAACUUAAGAUCACAAGUUCGCAGUCCAAUGCAACGAGUUUUUUUUUGUCAAUGUACAAUGAUUUUUCUAAACGAGUCUUUUCGAAUAAAACAAAAUUUAUGAUUAGGAAUUAUAUAUCGACUCUUAUAAAAAUAAAAAUUAAGAUUACAUACAUAUUCAUUUCAAAUAUACUUUAUAAAGUAAGUAUAUUUAACAAUUUUUAUAUAUUAUUCUAAUUUUUAUAUUAUUUUAUGUAUUCUCUGCAAACUCAAAAUCAUAAUUGAGAUAUAAUAUAAUGAUUUAAAUGACACUGUUUUUUUUUUUUUUUUUUUAACACUGAAGGAUUUCAUUGAUUAUAAACUUAGACAAAAACUUACAAGUUGUGAUCAUAUGCUAGCAAGUUAUAAAAACUUCUAGAAACUAAGCCAACAGGAAUAACAUUCCUUUGGAGUCAUAGGCCGGCAGAUGCGAACUGAAUCUCCGGAGACAAGAGAGAUAAACCAAAAGAUCAAGUACACACAAUACAUGAAUCUAGAUCAAAUGAGCAAAAACACCCAUGCAAGAGGAAUGACCAAAUGAAGAAGGAUAAGAUAGAACGCAUCCACAGUCGAACUUUAUUUGGGUAGAACCACACCUCAUUAUAUUGCUUUGAAGAUUACUUCACAAGCCACCGAGGAUGAAGCAGUAGACAUAACCCAGGAAGAUGAUGAGCACGCAGCUUUUAACAAUCAACUUCCACGACCGGAUGUAAAGAGCCAAAUCCGUCCAAGAUAAUCACAUCUGAGAUCCCUUGCGUAGAGGCAACAAGAUACAAAGAUUAAACCAUAAUCAUACCGUUUCAAGCGAGAUCGAGGACAUGCAACCUUCAAUCCAUGGUAGAACCUCUACAAUAAGUGAAACAUGAAAAGCACAGCCAGAUCGGGAAGACGGGAGAACAACGAGAGGAUCUAACGGAUCCUUGAAACGCAGAAGUCGAAACAAGGCCAAAAGACCAUCUGAAGAAACCCGAAGAGAAGAGGAAACGUCGGAACAGAGGAACAACAGCAUGAUAUAAGCACGCCACCGACUGAUCCAUCACCGACAUACCUCGAACCUCAAAAGAAUCUGGAAUUCAAGAUCUAGAUCCAACUAUUGGAGACUUAAAACUUAAGAAAACAUGCAAGCAAAGAGAAUGGAAGA
Messenger RNA from Brassica rapa (field mustard), 7035 nucleotides. Its product is annotated as TMV resistance protein N. The record is from RefSeq and is a predicted model, not a curated record. Lineage: Eukaryota; Viridiplantae; Streptophyta; Magnoliopsida; Brassicales; Brassicaceae. Gene Ontology annotation, biological process: signal transduction.